Molecule: messenger RNA, 2098 nt
Organism: Candoia aspera
Lineage: Eukaryota; Metazoa; Chordata; Lepidosauria; Squamata; Candoiidae
Gene: PLBD1
Product: phospholipase B domain containing 1
Exons: 11
Coding region: 33-1670 (545 amino acids)
Molecular function (GO): glycerophospholipase activity
Source: RefSeq, a predicted model, not a curated record
GGAUCGCCUCGGAGGACCGCGCGCCGCUCGGCAUGGUCCGCUUCGGCAACUGCUGCCAGCGGUGCUGGUGCUGGGGGGGACUUUUACUUCUUUGGGCCGUGGCAGAAACUCGAGCAGAUCUCCACUAUGCUACUGUAUAUUGGUUGGCAGCUGAAAAGUCUUUCCACAUUAAGGAUGUAUUAGACAAGAAUGGUGAUGCUUAUGGCUAUUACAAUGACACUGUACAGUCUACUGGAUGGGGGAUUCUGGAAAUCAAAGCAGGCUAUGGUAACCAGUCCAUAAGCAAUGAAAUACUCAUGUAUGCGGCAGGUUUCUUGGAAGGCUAUCUCACUGCUUCGCAUACGUGUGACCAUAUUGCAAAUCUGUAUCCUCAGAUGAUUAAGAAUGUCAUCGUUGAACAAAAAAUUAAACAUUUUAUGCAAGAACAGGAUCAGUGGACCAGGCAACAGAUUAAAAAUAACAAGGAUGACCCCUUCUGGAGAAAUGCAGGAUAUAUUAUUGCUCAGUUGGACGGGCUGUACAUGGGAAAUGUGGAAUGGGCUAAACGACAGAAAAGAACACCUCUCACUGACUUUGAAAUUAGUUUCCUAAAUGCAGUUGGAGAUCUGCUUGACCUCAUUCCUUCCUUAUUCUCAGAGUCAACAAAUAUUGACUCUCUUUUUAUGCCAGAAGUCUCUAGGAGAUACCAAUGGGAUAUGGGUCAUUGCUCAGCUUUGAUCAAGGUCCUCCCUGGAUAUGAGAAUAUCUACUUUGCUCAUUCUAGCUGGUUUACAUAUGCUGCCACUUUGAGAAUAUAUAAACACUGGGACUUCAGAAUUACUGACCCACAGACAAGAACAGGACGUGCCUCUUUCAGCAGUUAUCCAGGUUUUUUGGUUUCCCUAGAUGACUUUUAUAUACUUGGCAGUGGAUUGAUCAUGUUGCAGACCACAAAUAGUGUAUUCAACCAUUCUCUUCUUAAACAAGUGGUACCUGAGAGCCUCUUUGCAUGGGAGAGAGUCCGUAUUGCCAAUAUAAUGGCAGAUUCAGGAAAGACUUGGGCCCAAACCUUUGAAAAACAAAAUUCUGGUACCUAUAAUAACCAGUAUAUGAUACUGGAUACAAAAAAGAUCAAAUUGCAAAGAAGCCUUGAGGAUGGAACUCUUUAUAUCAUUGAACAGAUUCCCAAACUUGUAGAAUAUUCUGAUCAAACAAAUAUUCUCCGUAAAGGAUACUGGCCUUCCUACAACAUCCCUUUCCAUAAAGUGAUCUACAAUAUGAGUGGAUAUGCAGAAUAUGUUCAAAAGUAUGGCUUGGACUUUUCUUAUGAAAUGGCCCCCAGAGCAAAAAUCUUUCGACGGGACCAAGGGAAAGUGACUGAUAUGGAGGCCAUGAAGUACAUCAUGAGAUACAAUAAUUAUAAGAAAGAUCCAUAUGCAAGACACAAUCCCUGCAAUACCAUUUGCUGUCGGGAAGACUUAAACCACAAGCAUCCAGUUCCAGCUGGAUGCUAUGACUCUAAGGUAGCAGAUAUCAGUAUGGCUGCAAAGUUUACAGCCUAUGCCAUCAGUGGCCCACCUGUGGAAGAAGGCCUGCCUGUCUUCAGCUGGAUUCAUUUCAACCAGACGAAGCACCAGGGUCUGCCAGAUUCAUAUAACUUUGAAUUCAUCACUAUGAAGCCAAUGCUGUGAAUAUAUGCAGGGAAAUAAAUCGUGUUUACAGGUUUUUUUGCCAUACCAAAUAAACUGGCCUUGAUUAUACCCUUGGUGUCUUAUGGGAAAAGGGGAAGCCUGAAAUAACUAUGCAAGGAUGUAUGGGCAUAACAGGAUACUAUGUAUCCUUGGAUUUUCUUCUUUUUUUAUCCAAGUGUUUAUUUUAGCUAAAUCUUCUGUGCAGAACCCUUAAUGUCUUCAUUGAAGUACGUAUGCAGUACAGCUACAUGUUGCAGAUCCAGUAGCUUCACAAGAUAAUGUUGAUUGGAAUGGGAGACUACUAUACGUUCCUUGUAAGGAGACAGCUAUAGUUCUUUUGUUUUAGGAGAGGUCAGAUGCAGGACUGCAGAACAGUGAGUCCAUCACGUGUAGCAAAUUUUUACCCAAUAAAUGGGCUGCAGUAAUAA